AAACCAGACGGCAGGUGUAGCUACAGACGACAGGGCCGGAUAAAUUUGUUUACAUUGAAAUCCGGAAUACAGAGCAGGUAAAAUCAGGUCAUGCUUUUGUCCACCAUUUCUGUUCGUCAGCAAUCUCUAGUUCGUUAUCUCGUUCCCUUAGCAACGGAUUUCUCCAACCAGCAGCAGCAGCAGCAACGUCGUGCCACUGGUCAUCACAAGAAUUUCACGCCGGUUAUUAGUAGACAAUUUAGUCACUCAGCUUUCACCAUGAGUUCGUCAAAACACCAACUGUCAAACAAGUACAAGGGCCUUGAGAAGAAUGUCUGGGUGGAAUUUAUUGCUUUGGCCAUGGAACACAAGCCACUCAAUCUUGGCCAGGGUUUUCCUGAUUUUGCUCCACCACAGCACGUCACAGAUGCGUUGGCAGAUGUGUCCAAGGCAGACAAUGUUUUGUUGCAACAAUAUACCAGAGGAUAUGGUCACCCACGUCUGAUUCAAGCCCUUUCAAAACUCUACAGCCAGCACAUUGGCCGAACCAUUGAUCCCUUGACUGAAAUCUUGGUUACAGGUGGUGCUUACGAAGCUCUUUUCUGCACCAUCAUGGGCUGUGUCAAUCCUGGAGAUGAAGUCAUCAUCAUUGAGCCCUUCUUUGAUUGUUACGAGCCCAUGGUUCGUCUCGCCGGGGGAACCCCUGUCUUCAUCCCACUUCGUCCUAAAGCUGGCGGAGAGGGCCAUUCCUCUGAAUGGGUACUGGAUGACGUAGAGCUCACGUCCAAAUUCACCGACCGCACCAAAGCCAUCAUAGUCAACACUCCAAAUAAUCCCCUGGGCAAAGUCUUUACGCAAAAGGAACUCGAAUUUAUUGGACAGUUGUGCAUCAAAUUUGACGCCUUGUGCAUCAUGGACGAAGUGUACGAGUGGCUCGUGUACGAACCUUACCGCCACUUUCGAAUGGCUUCGUUACCCCACAUGUGGGAUCGAACCAUUACGAUUUGUUCGGCGGGGAAAACAUUCAGCGUAACGGGAUGGAAGCUCGGAUGGGCCUAUGGUCCUUCCCAUCUUAUGCGCAACUUGUUUGUGGCCCAUCAAAAUGCCCUGUACACGUGCGUUACACCGACUCAGGAAGCCGUUGCUCGUGGACUUGAAAUAGAACUGGAAAGGCUCAACACUGACGAAAGCUACUUCAAAUCUCUGCCAAAACUUCUGGAAUCUAAACGAGAUUACAUGGCUAAAUUUCUGACGGACGUGGGUAUGAAGCCCAUCAUUCCGGAAGGCGGCUAUUUCAUGAUCGCCGAUUGGUCAGCUCUGGAAUCUCAUGCUGACCUUAGUGAGAAAAAGUAUCCCGAAAAGGAUUACUGUUUCGUCGAGUGGCUGACACGAGUCAAGAAAUUGGCAGGUAUUCCCCCUACAGCGUUUUAUUCUGCUGAGAAUAAGAAAAUUGGAGAAAAUUACAUCCGCUUCUGUUUCAUCAAGGAGGAUGCCAAUUUGCAAAAAGCUGAAGGCAUUCUCCAGGAAUGGAAGAAGAGCAUGUAAAGAUAGAAUAAAGAAUUGAUAUAGGCAGAUAACAUAAAGAAAUUUAUAUUUUAAUGAUAAUUACAUCUUCCAGUUGUGUUAUUGGCUCUGAUACAAGUCUCUACGUUUCGCUUUUUCAAUACAGCAGAGCUCACAUAUUA
Daphnia pulex (common water flea) is the source of this 1664-nucleotide messenger RNA. RefSeq names its product kynurenine aminotransferase-like. Gene Ontology annotation, biological process: biosynthetic process. NCBI's taxonomy places the organism in Eukaryota, Metazoa, Arthropoda, Branchiopoda, Diplostraca, Daphniidae. The record is from RefSeq and is a predicted model, not a curated record. Gene Ontology annotation, cellular component: cytoplasm; mitochondrion. The coding region runs from base 91 to 1524 and encodes 477 amino acids. Gene Ontology annotation, molecular function: pyridoxal phosphate binding; L-kynurenine:2-oxoglutarate transaminase activity. The transcript has 12 exons.